Messenger RNA from Apis dorsata (giant honeybee), 1097 nucleotides. RefSeq lists its product as uncharacterized. The transcript is spliced from 2 exons. The record is from RefSeq and is a predicted model, not a curated record. Lineage: Eukaryota; Metazoa; Arthropoda; Insecta; Hymenoptera; Apidae. The coding region runs from base 431 to 1096 and encodes 221 amino acids.
AUUCACAGGAGCGGCCCGACCCCACGAGGCGGCCAGAAUUCCUUAAGGAGAGCCAGACGCGGCUCGGUUUCAACAACAAUGUGUGCCCACGAAAACCGUGGCAGUGGGGGGAUGGCGAGCGAGGUCCGACUUGAAACAGGACCAACUUGAUUGGCGGAAGUCCAAAAGGAAGGGGUUAGAGUCUGAUAUAUGUUCGACCACGCGCCUUCCACAACCACUUCGUGCCCGUGACACACGGUCCAAGGAUAUAAAAAGCGGAAGGCCGAGUCGAAGACGCGAGAGGAUCGAAUUGGAGAAGGGUGAAGGACGAAGGGAGAGGUAGUAGAUGAACUGUGAAUCAUUACGGGGGGAUCAGUGGAGUUUUCGGAUCAGUGUUCAGUUUCGCCCGCAAAUUUUAUAACACGUCGUCCCUCCCCCUCUCCCUCCUAUCAUGAGGAUAACAGUGACCGUCUUGUUUCUCCUUGGGAUUACGAUCCUCCACGAUGCUCGGGGUGAACCGAUCGGCAAAACCGAGGAGGAGAGUGACGAGGCGUUGCUCGACUGCGCGUUACAGGAGAACACGUUGGGAUGUUUGGGCGCGAGGCUGGCAAGAAGCAUGGAUCGAAUCGAGAUGCAAGUGACGGGGAAGAAGAGCGAGACACCGAUGAGCGUGGUGAUCGAGCAGGCUGGUAAUUUCGUGGCCGAACUUGUCGACGACAUUCAAAAUCCCGGAAGAGCGGAUCAGGUGGACGAAACUUCACAACUUGGUGAACACGAGGAAGGACGUGGGAGGAGAAAGAAGAAGAAGAAGCAACUGCAAAAGCUGCUCGGUUUGGUGAUGUUGUUCAAAGCCAAGCUCAGCCUUCUCCUUCAACUGAUCUCGACUCACUUCCAGCUCAAAUUCUUCUUCAUCGCUAUCGCUACCCUCGUCAUCAACGCCACCAAAUUCUGGUUAGACCUGAAGAACGCUAAACCGUCCAAGGUGAUAUAUUACGAGCACGCUCAACACCAGCAUCAUUACGAUCACGACGAUCACGAUCACAAUUAUUGGGGACGAUCCUCCUCCAACGAUUCUCCUCAAGAUUUGCCUUAUUCCGCCUACGCCCCGAAAAAUUGAU